Erpetoichthys calabaricus (reedfish) is the source of this 2390-nucleotide messenger RNA. Its product is annotated as heparan sulfate 2-O-sulfotransferase 1. Gene Ontology annotation, molecular function: heparan sulfate 2-sulfotransferase activity. Gene Ontology annotation, cellular component: membrane. The record is from RefSeq and is a predicted model, not a curated record. The transcript is spliced from 8 exons. NCBI's taxonomy places the organism in Eukaryota, Metazoa, Chordata, Cladistia, Polypteriformes, Polypteridae. The coding region runs from base 332 to 1447 and encodes 371 amino acids.
CCGCCCAUUCGCGGGGCGACUGGCAGAGUGAGACGCACUCUUCCACUGGGGGAGACUUGCGAGGUUGGCAGAGAUCGGGUUGAUGCUGCUGUCUGUGCAGUGAGAUGUAAACCAGUGAUCUGCAUAUGACACGCUCCAAGAAGAUUGUUUCCCUCCCAUAGUUUCACCUGUAUUAUUUUCUUUACGAAUAACAAGAUUUACCUUUCCUUGCAGGCACCGUACUGCUCUGGAUAGGCUAAUCGUAAGGCAGUCUUUUGCCCAAAUCCUUUGUAUUUCAUUAUUUUUUUCAGUUUCAUGGUUGCGUUAUGACUUACCGUGAUUUGAUAGUUUGAUGGGGCUGUUAAGGAUUAUGAUGCCGCCCAAAUUUCAGCUCCUGGCUAUCCUGGCGUUCGGAGUGGCGAUGCUUUUCCUGGAGAACCAAAUCCAGAAACUGGAGGAGUCCCGGGGCAAGCUAGGAUACUAUGUGGAGCAGCUGGCGAAGCCCAGGGUUGACAUGCAAACGAAGAGGGCCAUAGCCAGGCAUGAGGUACGAGAGAUUGAACAGCGGCAUACGAUGGAUGGAAGCAGGGACAGCUCUUUAGAUGAAAGUGACGACGUAAUCAUCAUUUAUAACCGGGUUCCAAAAACUGCCAGCACAUCCUUUACCAAUAUUGCCUAUGACCUGUGUGUGAAGAACAGAUUCCAUGUCCUGCACAUCAAUACAACCAAAAAUAAUCCUGUCAUGUCUUUACAGGAUCAGGUGCGGUUUGUAAAGAAUGUGACCUCCUGGAGGGAGAUGAAGCCUGGUUUCUACCACGGGCAUGUAGCCUUUCUAGACUUCACAAAGUUUGGUGUAAAGAGGAAGCCAAUCUAUAUUAAUGUAAUCCGAGAUCCCAUUGAAAGGCUGGUCUCCUACUAUUACUUUUUAAGAUUUGGUGAUGACUAUAGACCAGGACUUCGAAGGAGGAAACAAGGAGAUAAAAAGACCUUUGAUGAGUGCAUGUCUACUGGGGGACCUGACUGCGCUGCUGAGAAGCUCUGGCUUCAGAUACCUUUCUUCUGUGGUCACAGUUCAGAGUGCUGGAAUGUUGGAAGCAGAUGGGCAUUAGACCAAGCCAAAUACAACCUGGUAAAUGAAUACUUACUUGUCGGCGUCACUGAGGAGCUGGAAGAUUUCAUCAUGAUGCUGGAGGCUGCUCUACCACGUUUCUUCAGAGGUGCCACUGAGCUUUACAGAACAGGGAAGAAGUCACACCUUAGAAAAACAACUGAGAAGAAGCCACCUACCAAGGAGUCCAUCACUAAACUGCAACAGUCAGAGAUCUGGAAAAUGGAGAAUGAAUUUUAUGAAUUUGCUUUGGAACAAUUUCAGUUUGUCAGGGCACAUGCUGUGCGAGAAAAGGAUGGAGAGCUAUAUCUUCUAGCACAAAACUUUUUCUAUGAAAAGAUCUACCCUAAAAUCAACUAGGAGGCCAGACUGAAAAGUCCACAGGACUUAGUCUUGUUCUUAUUUUGUGUGCAUCUGACAGGAAAACAGGUGGAGGACUAAGUGUUAAAAGCGUGAAAGCUGCCUUUUUAAGAGGUACUGCACACUUGCUUCAGCAGCGUAUCCAGGCCGUUGCCAAACAUAGCCUGAACCAUUGAUAACUGUUGCAUUUUCUUCUGUACUUGAAGGACCAUGAAACCUUUGUUUACAGAAUUUACAGUCAAUACACCAUCAGGUUUUGGUCUUGGGAUAUCAAAAUCACACUGUUGUCUUCUCAAUGUGAUGCACAUUCUGUGGGAACAGGUGCAUGGUCAUCUGUUGUCUGUCCAUUUCAACAGUAAGCUGAUACUGUAAAUUAGUAGACACUAAGGCAUCUUAACAAUAACAUCAUGUGAUUCUGUGAACUCUCCAAUGCUGCUCCUACAGUGCCCCCAUUAACAAAGUACUUUUGGAGGCCAUUGAUAGGGAAGGGUGGGUAGGUGAGCUUUUUUUUCUGUUUUCUUUGGAAUAUAUAACUGGGUAGAUUUGUGUUGGCCGCUUUCACUAUCCAUGUAAGACUUCAAGAUUUAUAAACCAGUUUUACUAAUAAUAAAGUAAAUCUUGGUUGAAGGGAAUAAUUAGUACAUGACCUCAGAUUUAGGUGCAUAAUCUUGUAGAUACGAGCCGUCAGCUGUUAAUUUCUUCUGGAAUUUAAUAGAAAGUAAAACAAAACUGUUUACACAACAGAUUCAUUUAGUUAUUGACAGGAUUUUAUUUAAUCUUUACAGAACCGAGUGUUAGUGGGUUAUUAUGUUAUUUCGUUUUAUUAGUUCUUUGCGUUGAUAUGGGAAUCUCAUUAUUCUGUCCUCUGUACUUUUUGUAGAUGUAUUUUUACUAGGAUGCUUUGAAUGGUGUUUUCAAGUAAAGUAACUAAAAAAAAAAAAAA